Messenger RNA from Oreochromis aureus, 5616 nucleotides. Its product is annotated as receptor-type tyrosine-protein phosphatase U-like. Bases 250 to 4602 code for a protein of 1450 amino acids. Lineage: Eukaryota; Metazoa; Chordata; Actinopteri; Cichliformes; Cichlidae. Gene Ontology annotation, molecular function: protein binding; protein tyrosine phosphatase activity. The record is from RefSeq and is a predicted model, not a curated record. Gene Ontology annotation, cellular component: membrane. The transcript is spliced from 30 exons. Gene Ontology annotation, biological process: protein dephosphorylation.
GCUCACAGUGCACACAGAAAAAAAAGAAAAAGUAGCGGAGCCGUUACAGGAAAGGGGGGCUCUUUUGAACGCUUUAGCUUGAAAUCAGAUGCUCCCUGUGCGGGAUGUGGAGGGAUCAGUGCAGGCGGCGAUGAAUGGAGCUGAGCGCGCAACUUCUCUCCAGUCCUGCCGCUGUUGUUGCUCCUGCUGCUGGAGUUUCCUCUAGGAUUUGCUUCUUGUGACGAGCUGGACUUUACUUCUUCUGCCAACAUGUAUUCAGCAGCAUUGCUACUGAUGCUGGCCAUCAGGAUCUACGCAGAUAGCAUGGAGGGACCAACAGCUGGCUGCACCUUUGAUGAGGACUCGGACCCUGGACUGUGUGAAUAUCGACAGGGCCAAGAAGAUGACUUUGACUGGCAGCUGAUCAGGACCUACAACUGGCCACACCCAACUCCGGAUCUUUUGCGAGGGUCCUUCAUGAUGGUGAAUUCCUCGCAGCAUUAUGGUGGCCAAAGGGCUCAGCUCCUUCUGCUCCCACUCAGUGAAAACGACACUCAUUGCAUCCAGUUCAGCUACUUCCUAUACAGCCGUGAUGGCCACAGCCCCGGGGACCUGCAAGUCUAUGUCCGGGUAAACUCGGGUCCCAAAGGCAGUGCAGUUUGGAAUAUCUCAGGCUCCCAGGGUCGCCAGUGGCACCAGGUGGAGCUUGCUGUGAGCACUUUCUGGCCCAGUGAAUACCAGGUCAUCUUUGAAGCGACUGUUUCUGAGGAGCGGCAGGGCUAUAUUGCCUUGGACGACAUAGUGCUGCUCAAUUACCCCUGUUACAAGGUGCCUCAUUUCUCUCGGCUGGGUGACGUGGAGGUGAAUGCCGGGCAGAAUGCCUCGUUCCAGUGUGUCGCCACGGGAAAAGUUUCUGAGGCUGAGCCCUUCCUACUGGAGCGGAGAAACGGCGUGCUGCUGGACACGUCCAUGCUGUCUCGGUUGAGUCACAAGCGGCUGAUGGCGACUUUCCAGGUGGAGGCACAGCGUGGAGAGCAGGACCUCUACCGCUGCAUCACCCUGUCCCCCAGAGGUGCCGCCGUCUCCAACUUUGGAGAACUCAUCGUCAGAGUGCCACCAACACCCAUUGCACCCCCCCAGCUUUUGCGGGCAGGUCCCACCUAUCUGAUCAUCCAGCUCAACACUAACUCCAUCGUGGGGGAUGGACCGGUCAUUCGGCGGGAAAUCCAGUACCGGGCUAGCCAGUCCACUUGGACAGAGACUCAUGGUGUGGGUUCGCUUACAUACAAGGUUUGGCACCUGGAGCCAGACACAGAGUAUCACAUCAGUGUCCUGCUAACCCGGCCUGGGGAAGGAGGCACCGGAGCACCCGGGCCCCCACUGAUCAGCAGGACAAAGUGUGCAGAGCCCAUGCGUGCCUUGCGUGGUCUGACAGCCACAGAGAUCCAGCCCCGGCAGCUGACCCUCCAGUGGGAGCCACUGGGAUACAACCUCACCCGCUGUCACACCUACACCUUGUCACUGUGCUACCGCUACUCAAUGCCAACAGGGGGCAGUGGAGGAAACAACGCGACCGUCAGGGAAUGCCUGUCUGUGGAUCGCAACACUUCUCACUUUACCCUGAGAGACCUGCCACCCUUUCGUGCGGUACACGUUCGGCUGGCGCUCGCCAACCCAGAGGGCAAGAAGGAGAGCAGAGAGGUCACCUUUCAGACUGAGGAAGACAUUCCUGGCGGCAUCGCUCCAGAGUCCCUGACCUUCACCCCGCUCGACGACAUGAUAUUCCUCAAGUGGGAGGAACCCGUAGAGCCAAACGGUCUCAUCACACAGUAUGAGAUCAGUUACCAGAGUAUUGAGUCAUCAGAUCCAGGUAUUAAUGUGCCAGGUCCUCGCCGUACAGUGUCCAAGCUGAGAAAUGAGACCUACCACAUGUUCUCAGGCCUCCAUCCUGGAACCACUUACCUGGUGUCUGUCCGGGCCAGAACUGCCAAGGGCUUUGGCCAGACUGCACUCACUGAGAUCACCACCAACAUUUCUGCUCCGGUGUUUGACUAUGAAGAUAUCCCUUCUCCACUGAGUGAGUCGGAGAGCACCAUCACCGUGCUGCUGCGCCCAGCCCUGGGGAGAGGGGCUCCUGUCAGUGCCUACCAGGUAGUGGUGGUGGAAGAGGAUGGGUCCCGUCAUGUGAAGAGGAGGGAGCUGGGCACCGUGGACUGUUUCCCUACUCCAAAUUCCCACAAUGAGGCUCAGGCCAAAGGGGCUCCACAUUACUAUACAGCUGAGCUGGCUCCCAGCAGUCUGCCAGAGGCCACGCCUUUCACAGUGGGUGAUAAUCACACCUACAAUGGCUACUGGAACAGUCCUUUAGACCCAACCAAGAACUACCUCAUCUACUUCCAGGCCACCAGCAACUUCAGAGGGGAGACCAGAAUAAACUGCAUUCGGAUUGCUCGCAAAGCUGCUUGUAAAGAUUCGAAGAGGGCUCUGGAGGUAUCCCAGCAUGCCGAGGACAUGGGCCUAAUCCUGGGAGCCUGCGCUGGCGGCCUCGUGGUUCUCAUUCUACUGCUGGGGGCCAUCGUCAUUAUCGUCAAGAAGGGAAGGGACUUCUAUUCUUACCCUUACUACCCUAGGAAGAAGGUGGCCAUAAACAAGGCAGCCAUGUCCUACAGGCAGGAGAAGAGUCGGAAGCUGAGCUCUCUGGAUUGCAGCAUGACAGAACAGAGCACUCUCCAGCAAGACGAGAGGAUGGCCCACUCCUUCAUGGAUGCCCAUGGCUGCAAUGCUCGAAAUGAGCAGCGUAGCUCCGUCAAUGAGUCUAGCAGUUUACUGGGAGGCUCACCCCAACGUCACUGUCGGAGGAAAAGCUCGCCAUAUCACACGGGUCAGCUCCAUCCUGCUGUAAGGGUGGCUGACCUCCUCCAGCACAUCAACCAGAUGAAGACAGCUGAGGGAUAUGGUUUCAAACAAGAGUAUGAGAGUUUUUUCGACGGCUGGGAUGUCACAAAAAAGAAGGACAAGACCAAAGGGAGGCACGAUAGCCUGCUAAGCCAUGACCGUCAUCGAGUCAAGCUCCACUCCCUUCUUGCCGAUCCCAGUUCCGAUUAUGUCAAUGCCAACUACAUAGACGGCUACCAGCGAUCAAACCACUUCAUUGCCACUCAAGGCCCCAAGCAAGAGAUGAUCUACGAUUUCUGGCGGAUGGUUUGGCAGGAGAACUGCUUCAGCAUUGUCAUGAUCACCAAGCUGGUGGAGGUGGGCAGGAUGAAGUGCUGUAAGUAUUGGCCCGAUGACACAGAGCUCUACGGUGACAUCAAGAUAACACUGCUGAAGACUGAAACACUUGCAGAGUACACUGUGCGCACCUUUGCCAUGGAGAGGAGAGGUUACCCUGCCAAACACGAAGUGUGCCAGUUCCACUUCACCUCUUGGCCCGAGCACGGCGUGCCGUACCACGCUACGGGCCUGUUGGCUUUCCUGCGCCGGGUCAAGGCCUCGACUCCUCCUGAUGCUGGACCUGUGGUGGUCCACUGCAGCAUGGGAGCAGGCAGGACCGGCUGCUACAUCGUUCUAGAUGUCAUGUUGGAUAUGGCUGAGUGUGAAGGAGUGGUGGACAUCUACAACUGUGUUAAGACCCUCUGCUCACGUCGCAUCAACAUGAUCCAGACUGAAGAACAGUAUGUUUUCAUCCAUGAUGCCAUCCUGGAGGCUUGUCUGUGUGGAGAGACUGCCAUCCCUGUGACUGAGUUUGCGCUCACUUACAAAGAAAUGCUAAAGGUCGACUCACAGAGCAACACUUCGCAGCUGAAGGAGGAGUUUCAGACUCUGAACUCUGUGACUCCUCACCUGGAUGUGGAGGAGUGCAGCAUCUCCCUGAUGCCCCGGAACCGUGAGAAGAACCGCAGCAUGGAUGUGCUGCCACCGGACCGCUCGCUGGCCUUUCUCGUCACCACAGAGGGAGAGAGCAGCAACUACAUCAACGCAGCGCUCGCAGACAGCUUCCUCCGGCCUGCUGCCUUUGUGGUGACGCCACACCCACUGCCCGGCACAACCACCGACUUCUGGAGGCUCGUGUACGACUACGGCUGCACCUCUGUGGUGAUGCUCAAUCAGCUCAACCAGUCCAACUCAGCCUGGCCUUGUCUGCAGUACUGGCCUGAACCUGGCCUGCAGCAGUUUGGACCCAUGACCGUGGAGCUUCUGUCUAGGACAGCUGACGAUGAUGUUAUAAUCCGUCUCUUCCGGGUUCAGAAUAUAACUCGGCUUCAGGAAGGCCAGCUUGUUGUGCGUCAUUUCCAGUUCCUGCGUUGGUCUCCGUACCGUGAUGUGCCCGACUCCAAGAAAGCCUUCCUGAGCCUUUUGGCUCAGGUUCACAACUGGCAGAGGGAGUGUGGGGAAGGACGCACCGUCGUUCAUUGCUUGAGUAGGAAUGGCGGCGGCCGAAGCGGUACUUUCUGUGCUUGCACCAUGAUCCUGGAAAUGAUUCGACACCACAGCAUGGUGGAUGUGUUCUUUGCUGCCAAAACGCUGCGCAACUCUAAGCCAAACAUGGUGGAGACAAUGGAACAGUACCGGUUCUGCUAUGACCUGGCCCAGGAGUACCUGGACUGUCUGGAAGUCAGAUAGCAUCUAUCCCUUUCAUCUCGUCAAUCCUCAAGUAGACGGUCCAGAUCCUGGACCCUGCAUCUUGGAUCUUUGCUCCUGCCUCCUUAGUCCAUGUAAGCAGCUCUGUUUUUCUCGUUUGCAACGCCUGGAUGAAACAUCGGCCAUAAAGGCUGAUAGAGAAAGUUCCCUGGAAAAUUUGUAAUAUACUACUGACACUCUUUUUGGCUUUUUCUCUGCGCUCUGAUCCAACCCGUACUCUUUUUUUUUUUGUUUUUUGUUUUUUGGCCACUCUACAUCUGCCAAAAUGUGGAACACUACAGGAGUGGAGUUUAUUUUAUAAAACCACUGUCAACGCAAGCCGGACUACCUGUUGUACAACUCACUGACUGGAUACAAAGAUCUCUGCUGUAUCCUGCCUUACUAUGAACGCUGAACACUGAUAGGCCAGGCACUGGAUGAUAUUUUGUGUUUGUUUGUAACAUUGUAAAUGGUGCAAUCUGCUGUUGGUGAACAUCCCAUGUUGUACUAUAUUAUAUUUGAAUUUAUCGUGGGUGGGGCUGAUGGUUAAAGGGUUAAGUGAGGCUGAGUUGGAAAGGGGUCGGUCACAUCCAAUGGACAUAUCUGUACAGUGAAGUUGUCUUGGACCUAAUUUCUCCUUAUUUAUUUUUUGUGUAUAUAGAUAUUUCUUUCCCUUCCCUCGGGUGUUUUUAGAUGUUCUUAACGUCUCUCAGUGUGCCAAUCCAUUCUCUCUGUGUCUGUAAAAGGGGUAGGGUUCAACAUCUGCAUGCCCAGUCUUAAGUGUUCCAUUGCAGUGUGUGGCCCAAGUCUGCUUUAGGGUGGGUUCUGCAAAAACGAAUCCCUCUGCUAGUCCUGAGAGCUCCAUAAAAGUAACCAUGUGUUGCUGUGAGAAUACAGUGAAAAUCUGUUGCUUUCUAAAUUUGUAUUUAUUCAAUGUGUUUUCUUUUCUAAAUAGUGUAUAAAACAGGAAAAGAAAUAAAAUAUGCUGUUGCCGCAUAGCCACACUUUUUGAAGAGG